ACUAUUCCUUUCAAGCCAUUACCUUGCUUAUUUUAUUGGAGAAAUAAAUCCGAUUUUUUUUAAGACUUUCGUUAAAAAUGGAAAAUAAAGAAAAGAAGCAAAAGCCCUCUAAACGCCAUUCCCAAAUUCCACUCAUCAUUCCCAAGAACUCGGUGAUCAACAGCUAUGCCGUCAGUCGCCUCUGUUCGGAACCUGCUCUGGUCAGGAUCGAGGUUAAGGAAUUGAUUGGAAGUGGAUCCUUUGGCCGGGUAUACCGGGCUCAUCUCAAUGAGUCCGAGGAGCUGGUGGCCGUUAAGCAAACCCUCUAUAAUCCGAAGCUGACCCAGCGCGAAGCAGAGAUAAUGGGUCAGCUAAUGGAGCACAACAACAUUGUCCGGCUCAUCAUGCACUCCUCCGUGAGCUUGGGCUAUCCGUCAGUGGAGUACGUUUUGCUGGUUAUGGAGUACAUGCCUAUGACUUUGCGGGACUAUAUCAACUAUCACCUACCGCUGCUAAAGCACGCAGAGCGCGUAAUCAAUGUCCGCAUACUCUCGUAUCAGAUGUUCAGGGGAUUGGGAUAUCUUCAUCUACUGGGCAUUUCCCAUCGGGACAUCAAGCCCGGGAAUCUGCUGAUAGACAACCAGACGAUGGUGCUAAAGCUAAGUGAUUUUGGCAGCGCCAAACAACUGGUGCCCCAGGAGCCCAGUACAAGCUACAUUUGCUCCAGGCUAUAUCGUGCUCCCGAGCUUUUUGCCGGACACGAACUUUAUUCGUGUGCCGUGGACAUCUGGAGUGCUGGCUGCGUCCUGGCGGAGCUGUUCAAGGGAUAUCCGCUCUUCUUCAGCCACGAACACGACCGAAAGCAGCUGCGACUCAUCGUUAAUACGCUGGGCACCAAUGGCUUGGAACGAGCUCCAGAAAUACUCUCGAAGUGUGGCAAUUCACUGCACCCACGGACUACUCGUCCCAGUUGGAAUUAUCUCCUGAAUGCGGCUGUUCCGCAGGAUCUGUGCGGUCUCCUGAACGUAUGUUUCAUCUAUGAAGCCGCCGCUAGAAUCUCACCCAUGAUGGCAUGUGGUCAUAGUUCCUACGAUGAACUGCGCAUUAUGGACUCCCUGGGGCUGCCCAUGCCCAAUGGCAAUCCGCUGCCGCCUCUGUUCAACUUCAACAGCCAGGAGAUGGGUACAGAUCCAAAGCUUUGGGUCCAGAUAUUACCGAUCCAUUUGGCUUCAAUGGAGGACAAGUACUCGGUCGUAGAAGCCUUUGAAGAUGUCUAGAAUAUUUUCAAAAUAAGCUAUGUCAGGGAUUUUUCAGGAUGUUCAAAUAUCUAAAUGUCCUCUUGUUACUAAGUGUGUGUAAGUGUCCUGCCCUGGAAAGGACAAAAAAAUAAAUAAUAA
Molecule: messenger RNA, 1376 nt
Organism: Drosophila mauritiana
Lineage: Eukaryota; Metazoa; Arthropoda; Insecta; Diptera; Drosophilidae
Gene: Pk34A
Product: glycogen synthase kinase-3 alpha
Exons: 2
Coding region: 78-1256 (392 amino acids)
Biological process (GO): signal transduction; protein phosphorylation
Cellular component (GO): cytoplasm
Molecular function (GO): ATP binding; protein serine/threonine kinase activity
Source: RefSeq, a predicted model, not a curated record